Messenger RNA from Antechinus flavipes (yellow-footed antechinus), 4565 nucleotides. RefSeq names its product sorting nexin 14 (gene SNX14). The record is from RefSeq and is a predicted model, not a curated record. The transcript has 24 exons. Gene Ontology annotation, cellular component: late endosome. NCBI's taxonomy places the organism in Eukaryota, Metazoa, Chordata, Mammalia, Dasyuromorphia, Dasyuridae. The coding region runs from base 2193 to 4472 and encodes 759 amino acids. Gene Ontology annotation, biological process: autophagosome maturation. Gene Ontology annotation, molecular function: phosphatidylinositol-3,5-bisphosphate binding.
UUAUUUGAAAAUGCAUUUUAAUAUAUCACUUAUAUGGAAACAACUCCCCAUCCCAAAAAGCUUCAUGUUAAAUUUUAUUACAGUCAUUUAAAUAACUUAAGAGGGGAAGAAAAACACAGAACUAUUACUUUUAAUAGUUAAAUAAAUCCAUGAUUAAUAGCGGGGAUUAUAAUGAAAAAAUAGCAAGUAAUGCUGUAAAGUGGUAGUCUAGUGUGAAGAUUUUAGUAGAUAUAAAAUGAAAAAAUUUACCUAAACUAAGAAACUUUUCAGGCCAGUAAAAGAUAUUUUACCUACUUUAUUGCAAGGAAUAAAUUAGUUAAAAUACAAAUGCUCUACAAAUGUGAAUUAUGAGAACAGUAGUAAAAGUAACAACUCACUUAGGAAUUUUUCAUCCAUAUGAGUAAUACUCCUUCCAAAGGUAUACCAUUAUAGGUAAGCAUACUACUAUUCAUUUCCUUAUUGCAAUUCUUUUUGGAACUGUCUGCAGCAGUUCUUCAAAUAUCAAUAAUGAUAGCAAUUCUUCCUGUUGGGGAUGGAGUUGAUUGUUUAAAGCUAGUCAUCAAAAGUUGAUCCAUGUGGUGGACUGUACAGGACCAUCAUGCUGUUCAAAGGUUGUUUUUUUUUUUUUGUUUUGUUUUGUUUUUGGUGUGUAUAGCAGCCACAGAAACAAUGACCUACUGUUCUGGACAAAUUACAAAAAUGUUUGAACUACUACUGCUCAUAAUGGCAUUAUUAGUACUUUUCUUUCCCAAGGUGAGUGCUUUGUAAGGAAGAAUAUGUUAAAAUAAUGUUCAUGGACUAACUGGAUAAAUUUUUAGUCAUUUUUUUCUUUACUAUUUUAAGUGGUGACCAAAACUUUUAUUGCCUUUAGCUGAGUCUAUUAAUUAAAAUAGCCAAACAGUGGAGGAGCCAUAAUCGAAUAAAAGUAACCUGCUUUAAUAAACUAAAGUGAUCUUUCUGUUUAGGUUGAAUCCUUUGGUAAUUUUGUUAUGGAACUCCUGCUUAAACCUUCUACACUUGGAUUCUGUUAUUGUUUUUGAUGUGGGUAUUCCAUCCUUACUUGACUGCAAACUCCCAUGUUUUACCAUCCUGUAUGCUCGACCAUCUUCUCUAGAUCCUUCAGAUGAAACAGCCAACGGGGAGGAAGUUUUAUAAUACAAACCAUCCUAUGGGUGGCAUUGUAGCCCCUAAUUGCCCACCACCAGGUGAUUGGCCCACGUUUUACAUUUUAUACCUUAUGAAGGUUAGUUUGGUGUGGAUUGAAACUUUGUACCAAUACAUUAGAUGACAAAAUUAAACGUUUAUCGAACGUUACCCAGAUUAUUAUUUUUUUUUUUCACUUUAUCAGGGACUGGAGGUAAAAUCGAGUUCCAAAGCCCAUUCCCAUCCUCUCGCAGUUCCUCUCCCAACCAGGAGACAGUUUAUGGAACUACGUCGGGAGACUCCCCUCCCCCACAACGGGUUCCAUCCACAAUCCUAAAAAUUCAGUGCUGCUCCUACUUUUAGUAGGCAGAGACCCGAUUUUAGUUUAAUUAUGCGAUUUCAAGAAUCCCGCUUCCUCCUUAGCCCGCUCCUGGAUCCAAACCGUCCCCUCCCCCCAUACAUGCCCUGGGAUCAGGAAGAAGUGUAUGGUCAGCGUCGCACUUGGGAAACUACAGGUCCCGAUAGGCACCGCGGCUAGCAGCCCUCCGGCCACUCCACUUUUGUUAUGGCCUCGGCCUUUUUUUCCCUAGUGGACAGGCCGGUACUCCGCAUUUUGGCUUCUCUUGAAGAAAUUGGAUCUUGAUGGAAUUGGCCCCUCACUGGAGACCUUCAUCUGAUGAAUAGAUAACGGCAGCGGUCAUUUUUGACGGGGUCAAAUAUGCUUUUGGAUUGAGGGAGGGAGGGUCCCCGCCCCCCGUCCCGGGCUGGGGAAACAGGAGAGACAAGACCUUCUGGACUUGAAAUUCAGUGACUACUGAAGGUUACGUUUUUCUGUGAGGUGGAGCCCGGAAAAAGUACCCUCGUAAAGAUUGCUGCGCAUGCGUCCCGGGAGCCCCCUGGAGACACACGCGGGGCGGGGCCGGGCCGCGCUGAAGCUACGGUGGCGUCGGUGCGUCUGUGGGUCUUGCGGGGCCAGCCGCUUGAAGGGUGGAGUAGAAGGGUUGAUGGAGGCCGCAUUCCGGUAGACACGUCGUGCAGUCUUAGCCGAUAUGGUUCCGUGGGUGAGGGCGACGGGGGAGAAGCUGAAGCAGCGACUACGACUAGAUUUAGGACGAGAGAUAUGUCGCCAAUAUCCGCUCUUCUGCUUCCUGUUGCUGUGCCUCUGCGUCGCUUCCCUGCUCCUCAACAGGUAUCUUCAUAUUUUAAUGAUCUUUUGGUCAUUUGUGGCUGGAGUCGUCACUUUCUACUGCUCAUUGGGACCCGAUACUCUUUUGCCAAAUAUUUUCUUCACAAUAAAAUACAAACCCAAGCAUUUAGAACUACAAGAAUUGUUUCCCCAAGGUCACAGCUGUGCUGUAUGUGGUAAAGUGAAAUGUGAAAGACACAGACCUACCUUGCUGCUUGAAAACUACCAGCCCUGGUUAGACCUUAAAGUAUCUUCCAAAGUUGAUGCAUCUCUCUCAGAGAUGCUUGAAUUAGUGUUGGAAAACUUCGUUUAUCCUUGGUAUAGGGAUGUAACUGACGAUGAGUCUUUUGUUGAUGAGCUAAGAAUAACAUUGCGUUUUUUUGCAUCUGUAUUAGUUCGAAGAAUUCACAAGGUGGAUAUCCCAGCAGUUAUAACCAAGAAACUGUUAAAAGCAGCAAUGAAGCACAUAGAAAUGAUAUCUAAAGCAAAUCAGAAAGUAAAAAAUGCAGAGUUUUUACAACAAGCUGCUUUAGAAGAAUAUGGGCCAGAACUUCAUGUGGCUCUGAGAAGUCGAAGAGAUGAGUUACACUAUUUGAGGAAACUUACUGAAUUACUUUUCCCUUAUAUUUUGCCCCCUAAAGCUACAGAUUGCAGAUCCCUGACUUUACUUAUAAGAGAGAUCCUGUCUGGUUCUGUUUUUCUCCCUUCUUUGGAUUUCCUAGCUGAUCCAGAUACAGUGAAUCAUUUACUUAUCAUCUUUAUAGAUGAUAGUCCACCUGAAAAAGCAACAGAACCCGCUUCUUCUUUGGUUCCUUUUUUGCAAAAAUUUGCAGAGCCCAGAAAUAAAAAGCCUUCUGUGCUGAAGUUAGAAUUGAAGGAGAUUAGAGAACAGCAAGAUCUUUUGUUUCGCUUUAUGAAUUUUCUGAAACAAGAAGGAGCAGUGCAUGUGUUGCAGUUUUGUCUGACCGUGGAGGAAUUCAAUGACAGAAUUUUGAGACCAGAGUUAUCAAAUGAUGAAAUGAUGUCUCUUCAUGAAGAGGUGAAGAAAAUAUAUAAAACCUAUUGUUUGGAUGAAAGCAUUGACAAAAUUAGAUUUGAUCCUUUUAUUGUAGAAGAGAUUCAAAGAAUUGCUGAUGGCAUCUAUAUAGAUGUUGUAAAACUUCAAACUAUGAGGUGCCUUUUUGAAGCAUAUGAGCAUGUUCUUUCUCUUCUGGAGAAUGUAUUUACUCCUAUGUUCUGUCACAGUGAUGAGUAUUUCAGACAGCUUUUAAGAGGAGCAGAGUCACCAACACGAAAUUCAAAAUUCAACAGAGGUAGCCUAAGUUUGGAUGAUUUUCGGAGCACCCAGAAAAGAGGAGAAUCAUUUGGGAUUAGCAAAAUCGGCAGCAAAAUCAAAGGAGUAUUUAAGAGUACUACAAUGGAGGGAGCUAUGCUACCUAAUUAUGGGUUAACUGAAGGCGAGGAUGACUUUAUUGAAGAAGGGAUUGUUGUAAUGGAAGAUGAUUCUCCAGUAGAAGCUGUUAGUACCCCUAGUACACCCCGAAAUCUUGCUGCGUGGAAAAUAAGUAUUCCAUAUGUGGACUUUUUUGAUGAUCCCUCCUCUACUGACAGAAAGGAAAAAAAGGAGAGAAUUCCUGUAUUUUGUAUUGAUGUUGAGAGGAAUGAUAGAAGAGCAGUUGGUCAUGAACCUGAGCAUUGGUCUGUCUACCGAAGAUACCUUGAGUUCUAUGUGCUUGAAUCAAAACUAACAGAAUUUCAUGGUACAUUUCCUGAUGCUCAGCUUCCUUCCAAGAGGAUCAUCGGUCCCAAAAACUAUGAAUUCUUAAAGUCAAAGAGGGAAGAGUUUCAGGAAUAUCUUCAGAAACUUCUGCAACAUCCAGAGUUGAGUAAUAGCCAACUUCUGGCAGAUUUUCUCUCUCCAAAUGGUGGUGAGACACAAUUUCUGGAUAAGAUACUGCCUGAUGUAAAUCUUGGGAAAAUUAUAAAAUCUGUUCCAGGAAAACUAAUGAAAGAGAAGGGCCAGCAUUUGGAAUCUUUCAUCAUGAAUUUCAUUAAUUCUUGUGAAUCCCCAAAACCUAAACCAAGUAGACCAGAAUUAACAAUUCUCAGCCCAACUUCUGAAAACAACAAAAAGGUCGAGUAGUUUUCCGGAUUCCUGAUUGGUUUCAUCAUUUCUUGAUGGGAAUACGAAUCCUCUUGAAAAACACUUUAGAGACAUAUACUGAUUACUAUCUGC